Peromyscus californicus insignis is the source of this 1869-nucleotide messenger RNA. RefSeq names its product chromosome unknown C6orf58 homolog (gene CUNH6orf58). The coding region runs from base 579 to 1592 and encodes 337 amino acids. NCBI's taxonomy places the organism in Eukaryota, Metazoa, Chordata, Mammalia, Rodentia, Cricetidae. The record is from RefSeq and is a predicted model, not a curated record. The transcript is spliced from 6 exons.
GAAAACAGAAUUGGUGGCACACGCCUUUAAUCCCAGCACUCUGGAGACAGAGGCACUUGGAUCUCUGAGUUUGAGUCCAGUCUGGUCUACAGAGCACAAAACAAGUUCCAGGACAGCCAGGGCUACACAGAGAAACCCUGUCUUCAAAAUCAAAUAAAAACAAAACAUAAAUAUCAGUAUUUUCACAUUUUAAUUAUUCAGUAUAUUCAAGGAACUAUGUUAAUACAUUUUUAUGAAGGGAAGCAUCCUAAUGCUAUUGAUAAUAUAAUUUGUAAUAAUAAGGUAAACUGAAAGAGUUCUAGAAGAAUUUUUUUCAUUAACAAAUGGCAUUAUCCAAAAUCUGGCAAGCCUCACCUUGUGUUCAGGUUCUGAUACACUGUACUAAUGAUGGAAAGAAGACAAAAGUCCAUUAUCUUUAAUGCUAAUUGCUAAGAUGCCCAUCUCCUCUCCAUCAACACUCUGCUUAGAAAUUAUUACAGUAUGCUUCUAAAGCACAAGAUAAGAAAACAUCCUGGCUUCCUCCUUCCCUCUCCAAUAAAAGCCUGGACAAGCUCUCAGUUCCCAACCAGGUUGGCACCAUGGUUGUCCUGGCUUCCUGGGUCUGGGUACUGGUUGGCUGCCUUUCUGCUGCUGUAGCAGAGGAUUCUGGUAUAGCAACCCCAUACCCUCCUCUCUGGGAAGAGAGCCCUGAACAGUUAAGUGAUUACAGGUUUGAGGAUGGAAAACACAUAAUUAACCCAUGGGUAUUCACUGAUAGGAUGGGGUUGUAUAGAAUCCUACUGACUCAGACAGCCACAUAUUUCGCAAGAUAUGGUCCAGAAAAUGAACAAAAUCUUUUGUGGGGAUUGCCUUUUCAGUUUGGAUGGCAGUAUAAAACAGGUAGAUUAGUUGAUCCCACUGGAGGGACAGACUGUGGCUAUGAACCUGGAGACCCUCUGUGUGUGUCUGUGGACAGUUGGUGGGCUGAUGUGAAUUAUUUUUUGAGUGUGAUACCUUUCCUUGCUGCUGUUGAUUCUGGCAUAUUGGGGAUAUCAUCAGACCAAAUCACGAUUUUACCACCACCCCUGGAUCAGUCCAAGUUUUGUUAUGGUGUUUCUGGCUGCCAAGAGCUCGUCGGUGAAACAAUGGACAAGUGGACUGCUUUUUUUAAGUACAUGCAGCUGCCUUCUAGUGACUUUGAUGGCCUUUUGGAGCACUUAUGGACUGCUCAUACCUCGUCUCUGGAGUAUCCUAUUAAUGUCUUUGCAGACAGAUAUGCCUAUUAUUCUGGCCAAGAAGUCAAGUUUGAGGAAAACUGGUCUAUUGCUGUAGAUUACUUAGCUGCGUCCUACCUCCCUACAACCAUGAGUAGAACAUACAGCUUUCAGAAGGGUCUGCCGCCUCGUGUUCUUGUUGACACUGACAUAGCCCCUUUUAUUACCGACUUCACUGCUCUUCAGAACACAGUUCUAGUGUCACUCGCAGCUCUUGGUGAUACUGAUAGACUCACAGGAUCGGCAUCUUUGACUGCCUGGGAAUUUAUCAUGAGUUCAAAAGUUGCAAGGGAACUAUUUCUAAAAGCUUUUGAAGAGUUUCUGGGAACAUCUACUUAAAACAUAAAACUUUUAGUGAACAAUGAACAACUGCCUUUGGCCACAAGCAAUUAAAAAUAAUGAUUCUGAUCACAUUCAUGUAGGCUUAUGCUUUGGGGUUUUUUGCUUGAUGUUCAUUUUUCAGAGUUUCCUCCAUGUAUUCCUAAUAUUAAAUUUAAAUUAAUUUUGCACAAUAAUUCUUGAAUUUUAAACUUUUCGAUAUUUAAUUUUAUAAUAUAAGGAUACUGGUCAAUGACAGUCAAAUCACAAAAAUAUCAUUAAACUGAUAUUAAGCAUG